Messenger RNA from Brassica rapa (field mustard), 990 nucleotides. RefSeq lists its product as uncharacterized. Lineage: Eukaryota; Viridiplantae; Streptophyta; Magnoliopsida; Brassicales; Brassicaceae. Gene Ontology annotation, molecular function: zinc ion binding. The record is from RefSeq and is a predicted model, not a curated record.
AAACAUAACCACACCCGUUUGAAAACCCGACCCUAGUCUUUAAAAUCCCCGAUUCCUAAAACAAUUACAGUCACGAACCCUAACAAAAUUGAAUUGGGGAAAUUGAUUUGUGGGAGAGAUAAGAGAAAUUGAAAGAUGAGUGAUGUUUCUGGAGCUUCAAGUGGGUCGUCAAUGGUGCGUUCAAAGAAAAGGGUCGUGGGUGUCCCAAAACAGUGUUGGUGCGGAUAUGAAAUCUCGACUUUGAUGUCAAGAUCAGACAAAAAUCCGUAUCGUCGUUACCAUAGGUGUUCUUAUGCUGUUUCAAAAAAGCUUGAGAAUGAUAAUCAUUUCUUCAAGUGGGUGGAUGAGGCAUUGUUAGAAGAGAUUAAUGUUCUGAAGAACAAAAUGAGUAAUCUUGAAGAAUUGGUGAAAGAAGUUAUGAUGGAACGAGGAGAAAGUGAGAAGAAGGUAUUUGAGAAGAUGGAGAUGAAGCUAGAGACAGAGCUUUUCGACAAGAUGGAGGAAGUGUUAAAGGAAGCGAAAUGGAGCAUGAAGAAGAUGUGUGCUGGAAUUGUAAUAGCUUGUGUUGUUGGGUUUGUCAUCAUUAAGCUUGUGUGAUGGAUUUCAUUUCGAUAAAUGUUGUUUAAUGCUAUGAAGUAGUACUUGUACUUGACGUUUUUUAUGUUGUUUAAUGAAUGAAAAUGUUGGUAUUUUCUUGGUUAUAACCUACAUGAUCGAGUCAUGUCCAUACAAAAGGAAGAAAACACCAAAAUAAGUAGAAGGAUUCUUGUUCAUCAACCAUGAAGAUGACAACAACAAAAUAGCCGAAAAAAGAAAGAAGACACAACCCAAAAAAUACUUCUUGCUCUUCCUUUCCUACUGUAGUUACCGCUAAAGAACAUCAAGCUUGAGAGGAUUCACCUUGACUAGCAAAGGUUUGAGAUGGUUCAGCUUGUGGAGCCUAUAAAGAUUAAAAAAAAGAGUCUUAUGUAAGUAAUGAAAGGAGAACCA